UUAUAUUUUUAGAGUUAAAAGCUGCUUUAGGGCAUUCAGCUUGCAUUUAGAGUCAUACAUUUCGUUUGACAGAGUCAUUAUGUUACAGAAUAUUAAAAAAAAAACACUAAAUGAGAGAAAAAGACGUGAUGUCAUGAUGACGUCGAAUGGCAACAUGCUACUUUGAUCAACCUGAACACUCGUCACUGAAAUAAACGCUUUUCUUGCAUCAAGAUGUCGCGUUUUUGGUAUAAUUCACAUUUGUAGUAGGGCGCAUAAGCUUGACAGAGUAGUGCACACAUCGCUCUCUCUUCCCUGGGGAUUUUGCAUAGAUAAUUUUGCUUCCGGAUUUUUUUUAUUGUCAUAAUGUUCUCCUCUUCACUUCCUUGUGUUUAGCGAUUAGAGGAACUGAGCACUGUGACUAGACUGAUCAUAGAUUUUGUUUUAUUUUUAAUUUUUUUAAGUACUGCAUUAGGCUAUUUUUUAUAUUUAAAAAUGAGAAUUAGUUUGAGUACAGCAGGUGUUUUUCGACGUGGUCAUUGAUUUUCUUCUCUAAACUUGGUGUGUGACCAAAGGCAGUGAUGGCGGGCUGCGUUCAGCAGGGAGACCUGACCGAGUACAAGAAGAGUCUCAUUAAGCGGGAUUUGGAGAUGGGGAUAGUGAUGACUGUGUUCAGACAGAGGAUGGAGAGGCUUACAGUGCAGGUCAUCAUGGAGACGCGACAGGUGGCCUGGUCGCGCACCGCUAACAAGACAGAAGGAGUGUUGGACCUUUUUGAGAUCCGGGAAGUACGAGCAGGAAAAAACUCCAAAGACUUUGAUCGAUUCAAGGACAGCAAGGAUAAAUAUAUAGACCCCAACUCAUGCUUUACUAUAUUCUAUGGCUCUCAGUUUGUUCUCAACACUCUCAGUCUGGCGGCUGAUUCAGUGGAGGAUGCAGAAAAAUGGCUGGCAGGACUGGAGUUACUCAGACAGGAGACACUGGUGGCUUACACACCAGAUAUUAUAGAGAGUUGGCUGAGGAAGCAGAUGUACUCGGUUGAUCAAACAAAGAAAAACAGCAUUACCCUGAAAGAGCUCAAGUCUCUGUUGCCACAGAUGAACUUUAAAGUACCAGGUGGACGUUUUUUGAAGGACAGAAUUGCGGUGGUGGGAGCAAAGAAAGAAGUUCUGGAUUUUGAGCAAUUUCACAAAUUCUACAAUCUUUUGAUGUUUGACAACCAAAAGAUGAUUCUAGAUGAGUUUAAAAAGGAGUCGUGUGCUUUCAUCAUGGGUAACACCGAUCAGCCUAUUCAACUCUGCGAUUUUCAAAGAUUCCUUUUAUUUCAUCAGAGAGAGUCUUGGGCCAACAAUACAAAUCAAGUCCGAGAGCUGAUGACCAUUUUCAUCGAUGACACCAUGAGGAAGACCAACGAUCCAGCCUUUACUGUUGAAGAGUUCCUUAGUUUUCUCUUCUCCAAAGAGAACUCGAUCUGGGACGAGAAGUUCUCAGAGAUUUGCCCACUGGACAUGAACAAUCCUCUGUCUCACUACUGGAUCAACUCUUCUCACAACACAUAUUUGACUGGAGAUCAGCUGCGCAGUGAGUCCUCAACAGAAGCUUACGUGCGCUGCCUGAGGCUGGGCUGCCGCUGUGUUGAGUUGGACUGCUGGAAUGGUCCCGAUGAACCUAUUAUAUACCACGGCUGGACUAGAACCUCCAAGAUAAAGUUUAAGGAUGUGGUGAAGGCCAUCAAUGAUCAUGCUUUUGCAACAUCUGAGUAUCCUGUGGUGCUGUCCAUAGAAGAACACUGUGACGUCAAGCAGCAAAAAAUGAUGGCUCAGGUGUUCAAAGAUGUUUUCCAAGACAAGCUCCUGACGGAGCCGCUGGAACCAGAAGCAGAACAACUGCCGUCACCAACCCAACUGAAGGGCAAGAUCAUCAUCAAGCACAAGAAACUGAAUAUUGAUGAGACCUUUAGCAAAAAGGACCUGCGGAAAGGAGAUAAGCAGGGAGAGCUCUUCAUCUGGGAUCCAAUCGAUGAGAGAUGGUACAAGCACUACUGUGUGAUCGAGAAUAAGACAUUGUAUUUUGCUGAGGAGAAUGAACUACUACUAGAGGAGGAUGUUGGAAAGUCACCUCAGGGCGGUACAGAGCUUCAUCAGUCAGAGGCCUGGUUUCACGGGCGGAUGUCAGAGGGCAGACAGACAGCCGAGAGACUGCUGCAGGAAUAUUGUGCAGAUUCAGGUGGAGUUGACGGGACAUUUCUGGUGCGGGAGAGCGACACCUUCGUCAAUGAUUGCACCCUCUCGUUCUGGCGCAGCGGACGAGUUCAACAUUGUCGAAUCCGUUCCUGCUUAGAAGGAGGCCACACUGUCUAUUUCCUCACAGACAACCUGCACUUCCCCAGUGUGUACACGCUUGUCCAGUAUUACAGAGAAAGCCCUCUCCGCUGUCAGGAUUUCAACCUGCGCCUCACUGAUUUUGUGCCUCGACCAGACCAGCACCUGCAAGAAGGAUGGUUUUACAGUAACUUGAGUCGGGGUGAGGCAGAGGACUAUCUCAUGAGGAUCCCUCGAGAUGGAGCCUUCCUCAUCAGACAGAGAGAAGAUUCAGACUCUUAUGCCAUCACCUUCAGAGGUGAAGGGAUGGUGAAGCACUGCCGGAUAAACAAAGAUGGAUCUAUGUACGUGCUCGGCACCUCCAGCGAAUUUGAGAGCCUGCUGGAAUUGGUGGACUAUUUCCGAAAUAAACCACUGUAUCGGAAGAUCAAACUGCGCUACCCGGUCACACCAGAUCUGGUGGAACGCUUCAGUUCAAUAACCAUAUCUGCUUCACUUUAUGAUUCUAAACAGUACGUGGAGGCCAAUGAGAUAGAGCCGUCUCUGCCCCAUAGCACAGUGAUGGCCCUCUAUGACUACAGGGCCAUGCGGCCGGAUGAACUCACCUUUUACAAGGGCGCUUUGAUCCAUAAUGUGACCAAGGAGGCAAACGGAUGGUGGAAAGGAGACUAUGGUGGAAAACUGCAGCACUAUUUCCCUUCAAAUUAUGUAGAAGAAGUUGCCAAUGCAUCUGAGGCAGGUUGCCAGGGCGAUGAGGAAAAUCCAUUGGGUGACUUAUGUAAAGGAAUAGUGGACAUCUCGAAGUGUACUGUCGUUCGUUCAGCCAAACACAGCAGGCCUGUGGUGGUGACGCUGCAGGAUAAGGAGAAUAAAGACAUGCCGUUUGAUUUGGCCACUGAGACCACCGAGGAGCUGUACGAGUGGUAUCAGGUGGCUUGGGACAUCACACAGAGAGAAGAAAACCGAGAGUUUGAGAAACAAAAGCAAAGGGAGGUUGAGAGCAGGGACGAGGUGGCCAGCGAGAUGUCUGAACAGGUCGUUUACUGCCAGCCUCGCAGCAAAGACAAGGACCGCUUUGAUAAUUAUACCUACAAAGAGGUUCGCUCCUUCGUAGAAAAUAAGAUUCCCUCCAGAAACAAGUCGACUCAGUUUAUGUUGUAUAACCGCAAGGCGCUCAGCCGCGUCUACCCAAAGGGCCAGCGGGUGGAUUCCUCCAACUAUGAUCCGUAUCCUCUGUGGAUGUGCGGCUGCCACAUGGUGGCACUCAACUUCCAAACCGCUGAUAAGUACAUGCAGCUGAACAGCGCCCUCUUCAGUCUGAAUGGAGGCACAGGAUAUGUACUGCAGCCUGAGCCGAUGCGCAGCGAUUCGUAUGACCCUCAUCAGGAGAAGAAGAAUAUCAGAUUUACUAUCACCAUUAGGGUGAUAGGAGCGAGACAUCUUCCCAAACCAGGACGAAGCAUUGCCAGUCCCUUUGUGGAGAUCGAACUGUGUGGCCAAACAGAGGACAACAAAUUCAAGACUAUCGUUUGCCAUGAUAACGGACUGAACCCUAUAUGGCUCGGGCCAAACUGUCAGCCUUCGGAGACAUUUACUUUCAGCGUGUAUGAACCAGACCUCACCUUUCUGCGCUUUGUGGUCUUUGAGGAGGACAUGUUCUCUGACCCUAAUUUCCUGGCCCAGGCUACGUUCCCUGUGAAAGGUGUUCGCUCAGGGUACAGAUCCGUCCCUUUAAAGAACGGCUUUAGUGAAAACCUAGAGCUGGCAUCUCUACUGGUGUAUGUUGAUAUACAGCAGGUGGAGAAAGCGCAGGAGGAACUUUACUCCUCCUCGAAACAGUUGCAAAAGAAACAGGCGGAGUUAAGCAACGAGUUCUGCCUCUACGACACUCACUCCAACCAGUUCAUGUACUCAGAAAAAAAGAUGAAUAAACAGCAAAAAAUCAACAACAGCAAGUUCUACUCAUGAGGAAAGUCUAGUUCCCUUCCGGUCUGGUUCUAAUGUUCUUAAGGGUCUCUUCCUCUCGGUUCCGCUGCUCUAUUACUACUGGUUCCCUAACAGGCCCCAACAGGAAGUUGCAGCCAUCUCACUCUUGUGCUCACACAGGAAUUCAUUGCAAAGAGAAUCUGAGCAAUAUUCAUAGGUGAAUACUCUGUGGAAAGUGUAGCUACAACCCAGAAGUUGUAAAACUCUUUAAAUUGAGGGCAUGAAAACCGCAUGAAGGAUUUUUUUUUUUUUGUAACUGUGAAACUGUUCAUCUAUCGUCUUCAUCUGAUUUUAACAUUUCAUUUGCAGCUGUAUUAAACUUUUCCUUAUUGUCUUAAAAAUUUAAAUAGCAAACAAGACGUUAUUUAUUUGGUUUCUAUCUUGUUUUUAAUAUGCUGAGGAAGUUUUAUCAGGUUUGGUUGGAUAUGCAAGCGAUAAUGCACAGUCUGACAGUCAUUAUCUCAAAAUAAAUGUGUUUUUUUUUUUGUGUAUAAUUGCCAUUUGUUUGUACAUUAUCCUGAUAAUUACACAACUACUCACCAAAUAAAUAAAUAUGUG
Messenger RNA from Sinocyclocheilus rhinocerous, 4844 nucleotides. Its product is annotated as 1-phosphatidylinositol 4,5-bisphosphate phosphodiesterase gamma-2-like. Gene Ontology annotation, cellular component: ruffle membrane. Bases 561 to 4268 code for a protein of 1235 amino acids. Gene Ontology annotation, molecular function: protein binding; phosphatidylinositol-4,5-bisphosphate phospholipase C activity. Gene Ontology annotation, biological process: release of sequestered calcium ion into cytosol; phosphatidylinositol-mediated signaling; positive regulation of epithelial cell migration. The record is from RefSeq and is a predicted model, not a curated record. Lineage: Eukaryota; Metazoa; Chordata; Actinopteri; Cypriniformes; Cyprinidae. The transcript is spliced from 32 exons.